AUGGAGGAAGAUAUACCACCCCUCUUAGAGCCAGACACCCUGACACCAGCCUGCCCCAGCCUUAGCCGCAGACGGAUGUACAGGCUCUGUUCUACGGAACCCAUACCACCCCUCCUAGACACCGAGCCCAAACCUGCACUCACCUCCCAGGGCCCAGAGCCCCACUGCUGCCCAGGUCCCAGCCCUGACCCCAGAGGGAUGGAAGGUGCUGGCUCCAUGGAGCCCAUAUACCCUAAGCCAAAUACCCAGACAGAGAACAGCAUCACUAACCCUGACACACUUGUCUUAAUCCACCCCUCCCAGGGGCCAGUGGCCCCCCAUCGCCCCUGUCCCAGUCACAAACGGAUACAUGGUGUUGGUAUUGGUAUCAGUGUUGGCCCUAUGGAACCUAUACCCCCUCACUCAAAUACCCAGGCCAGCGUCACUGACCCUGACACACUUAACCUAAUCCAGGAGACGCGACAGAUGCAACAGAUUACCCAAAAAAGUGACACAGUGGAGGACAAUGUGACUGACUGUCACUGUGACACACAUGUCUUAAUGCUAAUCACUCAGGAUCCGGUGACAGGACUCUUACACCGCCACCACCAUGUUAGGACAGAGAAAGAGGACAUGGCCCAGUCAGAGGGACUAGCACCGGGCUAUCGUGAUGCUACACCACCACCUGUCGAUGCUUAUUGGGUCUUAUGUGAUAGCAUCACUAGUGUGACACAUGAUGGGACAGAGGGAGCUAGUUUAAAGCCCUCAGAGGAAAACAAUGACAGUCCUAACGAGUUGUGGCUGGACGCAUGCCAGUAUCAGACCCUGGCAGCUGAGGAUGGGGAGGGGGAAGAAGGGGCUAUUUUGGGUGGGGACGAGUGGGGCCUUUAUCCUAUCAGAGGCAGCGGUGUCACAGAAUGUCCGGACAACACAAAGGAGUCGGGUUUCCUACUGGGAAUGGACGCUGCUAUUGGUCAGGGAGGCUGUGAUUCGGACCAGUGGUUGUCUGUGCCACCUUUUGAUAGGUCUGUGUCCACUGACAGCUGGUAUAGCACGUUCUCCGACUGGGCUGUCAUAGUCCCUGGAGGAGGACCGCGACCCGAAGACUUUACAGGAACAGCUGCACUCACACAGAAACAGGGACAGGCACAAGCAUAUCCACAGACACCCAUGGCCAUCCAACACCAGGCAGUGGAGCCCCGAGCCAGCACAGAGAGCCCCAUCCUCGCUGGGCCAGAAGAGCUACUGGUAGUGGGUAGCCUCCAGGACAGGGAAGGGGAAGGGGAAGACACCCAGACAGAGGAGUCCCACAGCGGGUGUAUAUCAUCAGCAGGGCAGGGAGAUCAGGAGCCUGUUGGUGAGCUGGUGAUCACUGAGGAUGACUGCUCUGCCUAUCCCACAGAUAGCCACUCAACCCUGGGUUCAUCGUCUGACACACUGGCCUUUCCCACCACCAAACUCUACGGGCUGGUGAUCAAUACGACUGAGGCGGUGCUGGCUCCUCCGCCCAUAUCCUUUUCCUCAUCUGCCUCGGGAGCUGCUCCUGUGGGGAGAGAUGUGUUGGAAAUGGAAACAGACAUUGAUCUUAGCAGGAGAGACAGUUAUUUACUAGAGGACAGUGUUGGCAGAUUUCAGAAGCAGCACCUUAGAGAUGCAGUGCGGAAUGUGACAGAAAAUAGUGUCUCCCAGCUGGGCGGCUUGUUCAUUGAGGGGGAAGAUGAAGAGAGAAGAUAUGGGUCGGUGAUCGUCUCCGGUUACCCUUCCAGUAGCAAGGCACAUCAGGUGGAGCAUCUGUGUGGCGACAAGAGACAUCAACAGUCAUUUAAGAAGUUUCAAUGUACCACAGACUCUGACAGGAACACAUACGUGACGGCACACAGAGACACACCGUCCCGAGGCACUAAGGCGGACGUACAUGUGUCCCCCAACACAGACAGGAAGGACCUCCAGGAGACAGAGGGGAAGAGGCCACAGUGGGGGAAUCCACCAUUUUUAAUGCCUGUUAUGCCUUUAGCUCCUCUGAGUCUCAGUGUGGGCCGAUCUCUCUUUUGCCGGACGAACAGCGCUUUGGAAGGGGAUACCAUCCACGCCAGUCCUAAGAGCUCACUACUCAAUGAACAGAAAGGUCAGAGUUGUGGGUUUAUACAAUCUAAUGUGCCCCGACUGCCUGUUUUGCCCGCCUGUUUCCGAGGGAAGAUUGAUAAGAAGACACCUGUGGUAAACAAAGAGGAAAAACUGCUGUUGACGAAAACAAAGAGGAAUACAGGUUCUAGAGAUACAACAUCAGAGGACAAGGGUGGAAAGUUGACCAUUUGCUCUGGUCACAAUCUGAACAGGGACUUUCCAGCAUCGUCUUCAUCAAGUGAGGAAUCAACAGCAUCUUGGUCUCUUGACAGAAAGAAAAACAUCACAGUCCCACAUGAGGUCAUCUCCCUCGGUAAAGAACUCUCCAACUCUAUCAUUGUGACCGGUGAUCACUUGAUGAUCUCAGAGAAGGAACGUGUUGCAUACUUCACUCUAGACCAGGAGAACCCUCUAGACUCCAGAACGUCCUUGUUGAAACAAAUACAAUCAGACAGAAAUAAAGAACCCAAUCACUGCGUUACAGCAGACGUAAAGAAAGGCUCCAAGAUGCCUCAUAAAACCAGAACACACUCCAAGAAAGACAAACCAGCUGUGGAUCACCAUCUGGCCACACCAACCUCCAAAACACAAGAGAACCUACCGCUCGGAUCUAACAUUAAAUGUGACCCCCUAACAACACGCGAGGAUGGCGACGAUGGAUCUGUGACUGUCAAAGAGACUAUCGUCAUAACAGAGAACGUUAACACCAAAGGCCACGCCCACGGGAAGAAGAAGAAACACUCUGGGAAACACUCCCAGAAUGCAACAGUGAAGAGCGAGGGGGUAGAGGCCCUGGUUGAGGUGGAGAACAGGGCUAAACAGAAGACUGCUACCAAUGGGAAAAUAGACACCUUUGUUGCCAAAUUUGGACCCAAGGCUGGGAAAACCAAAGAUAAGACUACAGCAGCUCUGCCUUGCAAGAAGGACAGUGUUCAUUCAGACAGUGCUCAGAAACAACCUGGUGUGAAAUCUCUGGUUGACGCUUCUGUCAUCAGCCAAGUUGCCACAGUGAGUGACCCUUCCUCCAAGGUGCCCCAGUCUACCAUCCCCAUUGGCCAGCAGCCCAAUGAUGAUGUCAUCAAGCGGCGCCGUCUGUCUGAGGACAAGUUUGGUAAACACGAACCCAAGGCUGCUGUUGAGACGACUCGUAGGAAGGCCUACAGCGAUGUACUGAAACAGAGAACACAUCAUGCACCAAAAGAAGUGCCCAGAGUGGUGCAGCGGAUCCAGGCAGUGCCUGUCAGUGGCGAUCCUCAGAGCCUCAGUCUAGGGUGUCAGUUCACGGCUGUCUUUACUGACUACACCGUCACCUGGACCAGAGAGGGGGCAGUGCUGGCUGAGAUCAAGAGAAGUGCUGGAGAUGAGAGCAGAGUGUCCCUCACCAUCACCAAGGCAUCCAAUAAAGAUCUGGGAAAGUACCGCUGUAGUCUCCUCUGUUCCCAUGCCUCUGUCGUCCUAGACUACCUCCUCACCUACGAGGUGCUGAGUGAGAUUGUCAUCCUGGCUCAUCCCCAGAAAAACACCACAGCUGCUCCCACUGAGCUAGUAGGCGAAGAGGAGGUUGUGAAAUGUUCCUGUCUGUUGUUCAAAGAGGACUUCCUGUCAGAGCAGUACUUUGAUAAGAACCAGCCAGCCAGUCUGGUGACAGAGAAGGAACACUUUGGAGAGGGUAUGCACCGAAGGGCCUUCCGGACCAGGCUCAAGGCCGGUAUGGUGCCUAUCUUCACCCAGGGCCACCACUGUGUGCUCAAGGUACACAACGCUAUCAGCUACGGGACCCAGAACAACGAGGAGUUGGUUCAGAAAAACUAUAACCUGGCCGUGGAGGAGUGCCAUGUUCAGAACACAGCCAGAGAGUACAUCAAGGUCUGGACAGCCGUGGCCCAGACACAGGAAGCCUUCGGAGAGGUUCCAGAGAUUAUUCCAAUAUACCUGGUCCACCGUCCGUCUAACGAUAUCCCGUAUGCCACCCUGGAAGAGGAGCUGAUGGGGGAGUUUGUCAAGUACUCUGUUCGGGACGGGAAGGAGAUCAACCUGAAGAGGAGAGACUCAGAGGCAGGACAGAAGUGUUGUACCUUCCAGCACUGGGUCUACCACAAGACUGAGGGUAACCUGCUCGUCACUGACAUGCAAGGAGUUGGCAUGAGAUUGACAGAUGUUGGAAUAGCCACGUGUAAGAAAGGAUACAAGGGGUUCAAAGGAAACUGUGCCACGUCAUUCAUUGAUCAGUUCAAAGCCUUGCAUCUGUGCAACAAGUACUGUGAGAUCCUUGGACUCAAGUCUUUACAGCCAAAACCCAAAAAGACUGUGGUCCCUAAACCCAAGCCAACUCAACCUGCCACAAAGACUAAAAAGACUAUCGGACCCACCGUGAAGAGCAAAUCCUGAUAGGAGGAGGGCCUUUACAUUUUAACAUUGUCUCAUUCAGAUAAGAAUCUAUUUUUACGAGACCUGAUAGUAGACCUAACAGAUUUGAUACUGGGGAAUAUCGCCCAAUGAAUAAACCUGAUCUACAAUACACUGGAGAACUAGCCGGAUGCGUGCUUGUCUAUCUGGUGUAUAAAGAGACUGUUGGGUCAAUGGAAGUACGGCUGUAUGAAUAAAUGUACUGAAGAUGUCCUGAAGUGUCAUAGACGUCUGCCAGUACUCUUCAGUCAAUCUACCUAGGGAGAGGAUCUGCUGCUGUCAACCAUGAAGGGCUUGUCUCAUUCAGUUGAAUAGGUUCUCCCAUGUAUUUCUCACGCUGUGAUGAAGCUGUGAUGAAGCUGUGAUGAUUAGAACGAAGAGGCAGUAUAAUCAGAGAUAAUAGGUUUCUACCAUCUCUGGUAUUGUUUCUCUCUUUGAUGAGGUAGCAUAGCUAUAGGCUAUGUUGUUUCUUCUGUGUUUUGUCGGUAUUCUUUUAGUGUAUUUAAUUUUUUUUUUACUUUUUGAGGACACGUUUAAUCACAUAAUUAUUGUGUAAGAACAUAGAUACUUCAAGAAAAUUAUAUAAAUCAUAGGACUACAAUUUUAUGCAUUUUCUUUGACGUACAUGAUGAGUGAAAAUCUCUAUUUAUAUAUUUGUGUUACAUGCGUUUGUUUUUGAUUUCGUCUUUUGUUGUUGUAAGGUAACUAGAGGUUACCAAUAGAUGUAAUUUGAAAUGAUGUAUAACAGAUAUUUAAGAUGUACAGUAUCAAACUGAAAAAUAUACGAUGGUACGGUAAUGGUACUGCAAUAGCAGCGAUAUGGUAGUAGCCUGCAGCACACAUACAGUUACAGUGACAGAAUAAUGACGGACCAGUCAGAGUGAGAGAACACCACUUCGCCCCCUGAGAUCUCCUCCUCUUGACAUCCCAAGCCAGCUGUCUGAUGUGCUUGGCCAGGCCAGAAUGCCUCUAGCUAUGCUGCCCCUGCAGUCUGCCUCAGAGAUAAAACGACUCAAUAUCGCCAUCUGCCGGCCUUUUGGGCUACCUCAGCGCUAGGCUACAGUAAACAAUGUCCGCCAUGUCUGAGUAAUCGUCCAGCGGAGGUAUUCAUUCAUACUGACUCUCCGAUUCAAUACAAAACAAAUGAUCCAAAUCACCAUAUUGAUAUUGGGUUAUAUGUAAUCGGAUAUUGCCUUUUCCAUUUUUUAUUAGAGUGUAAUACUCCUCUGGAGCUUUGCUUGAUAAGUUAGAUAUUAUCUUGUGAUGUUGGUGGCGCAGCACUCUCAAGUGAAUGUGAGUCAUGUAGGGCCCCGAUACCGAUUUAUGAAUGUAUGUUUUUCCUAAACACUUCUCAGUAUUUGGUAUUCAGACUUAACCUAUUCAGUUGCCUCUGUGGGUGUGGCUACCUUGCACCCUCUGAAUAAAUGUCAUUCAACCACUGAAAACCCUCCCACUUGCUGGCCAACAGAUUUUCUCGUGAACUUUUCAUUCAGUGGGGUUUUCAGUACAUGUAUCUUAAACCAUCCCUUUAAAUACAGAAUAUACUGUAGGAAUCAAUGAAAGACAGUCAUCUAUUCGUCUCUUUUUCAGCACCAACUGGUAGAUUUAAAAAUACUUUGAUCUUGUAGAUUAUUUAGGCACAUUUGGGGGUUAGGAAAUAGACUGUGUAUGAAUAAAAUAAUAAACAGUUUGGAGAGCCUUUAUGCCCAGAAUAUA
Messenger RNA from Salmo salar (Atlantic salmon), 6225 nucleotides. RefSeq names its product alpha kinase 2 (gene alpk2). Lineage: Eukaryota; Metazoa; Chordata; Actinopteri; Salmoniformes; Salmonidae. Gene Ontology annotation, biological process: protein phosphorylation. The record is from RefSeq and is a predicted model, not a curated record. Gene Ontology annotation, molecular function: protein serine/threonine kinase activity; ATP binding.